This is a messenger RNA of Pyrus x bretschneideri (Chinese white pear), 2455 nucleotides long. Its product is annotated as abscisic acid receptor PYL12-like. The record is from RefSeq and is a predicted model, not a curated record. Gene Ontology annotation, biological process: abscisic acid-activated signaling pathway. Bases 827 to 1387 code for a protein of 186 amino acids. Gene Ontology annotation, molecular function: signaling receptor activity; abscisic acid binding; protein phosphatase inhibitor activity. Gene Ontology annotation, cellular component: nucleus; cytoplasm. NCBI's taxonomy places the organism in Eukaryota, Viridiplantae, Streptophyta, Magnoliopsida, Rosales, Rosaceae. The transcript has a single exon.
AAUCAGUUAAUCUUCAUUAUCGAACGCAUGGGUACAUUCAAGCAUGGAUAGCAUCAACAAUACAGGGAAUAUGUAGUUAGAUUAUAAGAGCAUUUCCAAUGGUAUAGGCAAUUAAAGUAUAUAAAAUUAUACUGUAACAAGAAAUGUGGGCCUUAUUCGUCUACUCAUGGUAUUGUAGGCAACAUUGCCUAUAUCAUUAGAACUAGUUUUUGCCAUCUUGGUUCGUCAAAAUGAGUUUAUUUACUCAAUUGCCCACACCAUGCUCUAACGUGUUGAUAUAUUUGGCGAUACUGAGGUUAGAAGCAACUGGUUAUUUCCUGAGUCAGUAUUAUCCCAACUUUGCUGACUUGUGAUGAUAUGGUCCACGUGGGCGCAAGUGUUAUCUUUGGUGACAUGUCAAGAUAUGGUCCACAUCCACUUGUACACAAAACUUUAAAAGAGUAACUACCUAGUGCCUUAACAAAUGGAAACUAUUAUUUUAGUCCGACAUUUUGGAGUAAACCUCCACAAUAAGAAACUCCAACAAUACAAACAAGAAACUAUCACGUGAAAGAGCACGUGACCAAACCACUGCCCUCCAAUGGCAACCAUUAUCCUAACAGUCAAGCACAAGAUCAAAAGCUCAAGUCCCAAAACCUCCUUCAUAAAAAUCCAAACAUUUUUUGUCUUUUAAAGAAACAACCUUAAAAAAAUAAAAAAAUAAAAAAAUUUCUCUAUCUUUUGCCCUUCCAUGCAAUUCCACCACCCCUGUAUACAUAGGGUAACCCUAAACCAUUGUCCCCAAACUCCCAACACCUGAAAAGAAAAAGAAAAAAAAAACCUAGAAAUGGCGUACCACCCAACGUCCCAAAAUAUAAGCCCUGUAAGCAAAACUCAAGUCAUGAUAGACACCUACCAUACCCACGAUCUUUUGCCAAACCAGUGCGGCUCGAGACUCGUCCAAACCGUCGACGCACCGCUAACCCCAGUCUGGUCCGUCCUCCGCCAGUUCGACAACCCGCAAGCUUACAAGCAAUUCGUUAAGAGCUGCAGCAUGCGGGCGGGGAACGGAGGCAUAGGGAGCAUUCGAGAGGUCGUUAUUAUGUCAGGGCUGCCGGCGAAAAACAGCAUGGAGAGGCUGGACAAGCUCGACGACGACAUGCACGUCAUGCAUUAUAGCAUUCUCGGUGGAGACCACAGGCUUGCAAAUUACAGUUCUACCACUACGGUGCAUAAAGAGGAAGAAGAAAAGGGAAGGAAGAAUAAGACGGUUGUGGUUCAGUCGUACGUGGUGGAUAUUCCCGCCGGAAGUAGCAAGGAAGAUACUUGUUUGUUUGCUAAUACGAUUAUCGGCUGUAAUCUCAAGUCAUUAGCUAAAGUUACAGAAAAGAUGGCUGCUAAGUGCUGAUCUUAACUAGUUCAUUAGCUUAAGGAGUUGUAGGCUUAAGGAUUUUUCUUUAUUUCUUUUUUUUUUUUUUUUGAGGAUGGACGAUAGUUUUGAGUGGAUGUUGAUGAGUUGAGAGGUUUAUUCCAGAUUUAGUUAUUUUGUGCAGGGGUGUGUUGGUAUAUAUUUUGACUUUUUUGUUGUAAUAAACUAAUCAAUAAUAUGCGAGUUUACAGCUAUUAUGUGCUAAGUAUUUGCAUUUUUCUACUACUUAUACUCUUCUAUAUUUAGAGAAAAGUAAGAGUUUGAAUUCUAAAUGCAGCAGGUUAAAGCGAAAAGUAAUAUCUUACUAAAUUAAUCUUGAAACGUUUUAUUCAAAUGACAAGUAAGUUAUCUUGAUUUUAAAAAAUUCAUAUGCACUUUAUCUCAAUUGUAUUUUUAUUUAUUUUAAUCGUACACUAAAGAGGUAAAAAUAUACGAAUUCGAAACACAAGACCACCUGAACAAUUUACUUGGAUGAGUAUUUUAAAGUGAAAUAAUAACUUAACAUGGAUAUACCUCAUGUGUUGGGAGGUGUGCCACGUAGUGGCGGGCUGAAAGGUGCCACCUUUCACCGUGUCAAGGUGUAUAUUGGGCUUAGGGUUUAGAGGAGUUGUUAAUUUCUCUGCCCUUGCAGGCCAAGUCGGCUUAUUGAACCACAGCCGCUCUGUAUUGAUGGCGUCUUGGAGAUUAUGAUCAACCCCCUCUAAGUCAGCUGGUUGCCAAAAAAAGAAUAAAUAACGAGUCUGAACCGCAACACACAAAAGCUAACCUUAGCCAAAAGCCUAACGCCAAUUCCUAAUUUCUUUUUUUUUUUUUUUUGCAAAACUUUCAUUCCCAAUCCAUCAAUCAAAACAAAAACAAAAACAAAAAAAAAAACAAAAAAAAAAAUCUAAAAGCACAUGUAAACCUAAGAUGAGAAAAAUACCGAUAUGAUUGAAUCCGUAAUACAAUGAAGUACGAUGGAAGGUGCUUGAUCAAACUUGAACAACAAAAAAGCUUGGAUUUGUGAGAUAUGAAGUCUGACGUGGGGAGAUACAAAUCUUGGUGUGG